UCAAUCGUGUUUAUGCUGCCAACGGCUCUAGACGCAAUUAGCAACGUGGUACGUGUCGAUUUAAUACCCGUGUUAAAAAAAUUUCAAGCAAAAUCAAAACAAAAAUAAAUAUUUUGAAAAAUUAAUUUUUUGAAAGAAAAAAAGUGCAAUUUUCUUCAAAACGCAGUUUUGUGCGGGGCAAAUUCAUUUUACAUAUAAAAUAUUGCGAAAUUCGUGUGUUUGGAAAGUCAAUUUCCUUUUGCAGCAACAACAAAACCAACAACGCCCAUAUAACUAGACCGCCCACGCAAUAAAUUGCGACGAAUUUUUAGCGAGCAAAACAGCGCAAAUCAAAGCGAGGCAAUUUUCGCAUUUUUGUGAAAUUUUAACUGCAACCGCAACAACAAAAACAGCAGCAACAAGAUGUUCAGCUCAUUCACAGCAUCCCUCAAGAGCUUGGGCGACAAGACCGCCAACCUUUUCAGCCGCAAGAAGGAAGAUGUUGAGAAACUGGCUAAGGAGAAAGCCGACAAUGCCGCCAAAAUGGCUGAGGAACAGGCUAAGGCUGUAGGACAAUCGGUGCAACAGACCAAGAGUGAAGCGGAGAACUUAGCGGCCAGUGCUGCCAAGGAAGCCGCCGAUUUGGCCGCUGCUGAAGCACAAAAGGCUGGUCAGGCUGUCAAUGCUGGCGUGAGCCAAGCUCAAGCCGCCGUUGACAACUCGAAACAUGCCAUCGAUAACACUGUGCAACAAGCCAAUGCUGUGGCCGCAAAUGCUAAGCAAGUGGCCGCCAACGUGGCUGAGGCUUCACAGAAGGCUGCUGCCAACGCCGUCGAUCAAACCAAAAAGGCCGCCAACGAUGCGAUCAAUAAGAGUGUCAAGGCUGCCGAACAGACAGUCGAGACGAAAAUGAAGGAAGCCGAGAACGCUAUCGAUGGCGCUGUAAAGCAAACUAGCCAAGCAGUUGAUCAGAAGAUGAACGAGGCCAAUCAAUAUGUCAGUCAUAAGCGUGAGGAUUUGGAGAAGACCCUCCAUGACGGCGCAGUGAACGCACAAGAGUCCGCCGGCAAUCAGGCUGCCAAUCUGCUCGGCAAACUCCACAUCGGCAAGUAGAGCGGAACGCAAGCAAUUUUAUUUUUUAUAUGACGGCAAGUAGAAAGGAGUGCGGAGUACAAGAAUUGGCAGUACGGAGAGUUGGAUAGAAGGCGUUAGAAGUUUAGUUAUAUAAUUUGUAAUAUGUAGCAGUUUUUAAUUAAGCAGAAAAAAGAAAAUGAAGAAAAUAUAAUAUAAAAUAUAAGAAGAAAGUCCGCUACUUACAAGCAAGCACUAAAAACCAAUAAAAAUUGAGUUGAGUAAAUACCAAAAUUUACAAAGAAAUUUUUAGCUCAAGUAAAGUUUGUUAAAUAGCGCGCUAAAAUAGUUAGAAACCUGCAGCGUUUGAGGUUUGAAGCGCGCACAGCCUGAGAGAUAUUCUGAAAUUUUACAAAAAAAAAAGAAGAGGAAAAUCUAGUAACAAGUGCCAGUUUUGUGAUCGUAAAGCCGAAAGAUAUUUUUCAAAAAUGCCUACAUUGUUAAAUAUAUGGAAAACACAUAUUUACAGUUAUAAAAAUAGUGAACAUCAACUGUAAAGAUUUCAUUAAACUAAUUACAAGAAAAAAUAUUUCAAUACUUACACUGAAAAAUGGGAAUUAUAUAUGUAUAUACAUAAAUACAACAAGCACUGCUCCUUAAUUAGCAAUUGAACAAAA
This is a messenger RNA of Bactrocera latifrons, 1727 nucleotides long. Its product is annotated as KNR4/SMI1 homolog. The transcript has 5 exons. Lineage: Eukaryota; Metazoa; Arthropoda; Insecta; Diptera; Tephritidae. Bases 403 to 1092 code for a protein of 229 amino acids. The record is from RefSeq and is a predicted model, not a curated record.